This is a messenger RNA of Jaculus jaculus (lesser Egyptian jerboa), 4982 nucleotides long. RefSeq names its product transmembrane protein 94 (gene Tmem94). The transcript is spliced from 33 exons. Lineage: Eukaryota; Metazoa; Chordata; Mammalia; Rodentia; Dipodidae. Bases 256 to 4338 code for a protein of 1360 amino acids. The record is from RefSeq and is a predicted model, not a curated record.
GGGGGCUGGGAGGGGACGGGACGCGGUGGACGAAGACCGGCCGGCCCUCGGGGCCCCGCUCUUUUAUGGGUCAGCUCUCCUGGGCUCCUGACUGGCUCCUCCUAAUGAGGUUGGCUGCAGGCUCCAAAAAGAACUGCCCUCAUCAGCAGGUGCUGUUACUGUGACGGACUCAGUUGGGUUUGUCCAUGUUGGGGAGAAACCUUCCUUUCAAGGGUGACUGUGUUCAUCUGGGCAUGCCUAAAAUACCCUGGGCCCAUGGACCUGAAGGAGAAACAUCUGGGCGAGCCCUCUUUGGCCCUGGGCCUGUCUACCCAGAAGGCCCUCAGUGUCUUGAAGGAGCAGCUGGAGGCUGUGCUGGAGGGACACCUGAAAGAGCAGAAGAAAUGUGUUACAUGGAAGGAGGCAUGGAGAAACAGCUUCUUGCACCUCAGUAACCGCUGUUCCUGUUUUCACUGGCCCGGGGCCUCACUCAUGCUGCUGGCUGUGCUGCUGUUGCUGGGCUGCUAUGGGGGCCAGCCGGCUGGGAGCCAUGGAGUAGAGCUGGUGAACGCCUCCAUGCUCUUCCUGCUGCUGCUUCUCAACCUCGUCCUCAUUGGGCGGCAAGAUCGGCUGAAGCGCCGGGAGGUGGAGCGCAGGCUCCGAGGGAUCAUUGACCAAAUCCAAGAUGCCCUCAGGAAUGGAAAGGAGAUCAAGUGGCCAAAAGCUAUGUAUCCAGACCUCCACAUGCCUUUUGCACCAUCCUGGUCUCUGCACUGGGCCUACAGAGAUGGACACCUGGUGAACCUGCCAGUUAGCCUGUUGGUAGAAGGAGACAUCAUAGCCUUGAGGCCUGGCCAGGAGUCCUUUGCCUCCUUAAGGGGCAUCAAGGAUGAUGAACACAUAGUCCUGGAGCCUGGAGACUUGUUCCCCCCCUUCUCUCCUCCACCCUCGCCCCGGGGAGAAGUAAAGAAAGGGCCACAGAACCCCCAGCAGUACCGGCUCUUCCGUGUCCUGGAGACUCCAGUGAUUGCCAACAUCAGAUGGUGCCUGGACAUGGCCCUGUCCCGCCCAGUCACUGCUCUGGACAAUGAGAGGUUCACCGUGCAGUCAGUGAUGCUUCACUAUGCUGUGCCCGUGGUCCUGGCCUGCUUUCUCAUCACCAAUGCCGUGCGCUUCAUGUUCUGUGCUCCUGGGGUCACCUCCUGGCAGUACACCCUCCUCCAACUUCAGGUGAAUGGCAUGCUGCCCAUCCUCCCCCUGCUCUUCCCAGUCCUCUGGGUUCUGGCCACCGCCUGUGGAGAAGCCCGCGUCCUGGCCCAGAUGAGCAAGGCCUCACCCAGCUCCCUGCUGGCCAAGUUCUCAGAGGAUACGCUCAGCAGCUAUACCGAAGCCGUCUCCGCUCAGGAAAUGUUGCGCUGCAUUUGGGGCCACUUCCUGAGGGUUAUCCAGGGGACAUCUCCAACACUAAGCCACAGUGCCAGUCUGCUACACAGCUUGGGUUCCGUCACGGUUCUAUGCUGUGUGGACAAGCAAGGCAUCCUGUCAUGGCCAAAUCCCAGCCCAGAGACUGUGCUGUUCUUCAGUGGGAAGGUGGAGCCACCUCACAGUAGCCAUGAGGACCUCACGGAUGACCUGUCCACCCGCUCCUUCUGCCAUCCUGAGGUAGAGGAGGAGCCCCACGAGCGAGAUGCCCUCCUUGCUGGCUCCCUCAACAAUGCUCUGCACCUUUCCAACGAGCAGGAGCGUGGCGACUGGCCUGGUGAUGGUUCUAAGCCCCUUGAACCCUACUCCCACCAAAAGGUGCAUGGCCGCAGCAAACACCCAUCUGGCUCCAACGUGAGCUUCAGCAGGGAUACUGAGGGCGGCGAGGAAGAACCCGGCAAGACCCAGCCUGGGACAGAGGGUGAAUCCUACGAGGCUGAAGACUUCGUGUGUGACUAUCAUUUGGAGAUGCUAAGCCUGUCCCAAGACCAGCAAAAUCCCUCCUGCAUCCAGUUCGAUGACUCCAACUGGCAGCUGCACCUCACUUCCCUCAAGCCCCUGGGCCUCAACGUGCUGCUGAACCUGUGCAAUGCCAGUGUCACCGAGCGCCUGUGCCGCUUUUCCGACCACCUGUGCAACAUUGCCCUACAGGAGAGCCACAGUGCCGUGCUGCCUGUGCAUGUGCCCUGGGGCCUCUGUGAGCUGGCCCGUCUUAUUGGCUUCACUCCAGGGGCCAAGGAGCUCUUCAAGCAGGAAAACCACCUGGCGCUCUACCGCCUCCCCAGUGCUGAGACCGUGAAGGAGACCUCUCUGGGGCGGCCCUCCUACGUCACCAAACGACGUCCACCGCUCAGCCACAUGAUCAGCCUCUUUAUCAAGGACACUGCCACCAGCACAGAGCAGAUGCUGUCCCAUGGUACUGCUGAUGUGGUCUUGGAGGCCUGCACAGACUUCUGGGAUGGUGCAGACAUCUAUCCUCUUUCGGGUUCUGACAGAAAGAAAGUGCUGGAUUUCUACCAGCGUGCCUGCCUGUCCGGCUAUUGCUCUGCCUUUGCCUACAAACCCAUGAACUGUGCACUGUCCUCUCAGCUCAAUGGCAAAUGCAUUGAGCUGGUGCAGGUGCCCGGCCAGAACAGCAUGGUCACCAUGUGUGAGCUGCCCAGCACCAUCCCCAUCAAACAGAACACCCGCCGCAACAGCUGGAGUUCUGACGAAGGGAUCGGGGAGGUGUUGGAGAAGGAAGACUGCAUGCAGGCCUUGAGCGGUCAGAUCUUCAUGGGCAUGGUGUCCUCCCAGUACCAGGCCCGGCUGGACAUCGUGCGUCUCAUUGAUGGGCUGGUCAACGCCUGUAUCCGUUUUGUCUACUUCUCAUUGGAGGAUGAGCUCAAAAGCAAGGUAUUUGCAGAAAAGAUGGGCCUAGAGACUGGCUGGAACUGCCACAUUUCCCUCACUCCCAAUGGUGACAUACCUGGUUCUGAGAUCCCUCCCUCUAGCCCCAGCCAUGCAGGCUCCCUCCAUGAUGACCUUAAUCAGGUGUCCCGAGAUGAUGCGGAAGGGCUCCUUCUCUUGGAAGAGGAGGGGCAUUCAGAUCUCAUCAGCUUCCAGCCUACAGACAGUGACAUCCCCAGCUUCCUGGAGGACUGCAACCGGGCCAAGCUGCCCCGAGGCAUCCACCAAGUGAGGCCCCAUCUGCAGAACAUUGACAACGUGCCCCUGUUGGUGCCUCUCUUCACUGACUGUACCCCUGAGACCAUGUGUGAGAUGAUAAAGAUCAUGCAGGAGUAUGGGGAGGUGACCUGCUGCCUGGGCAGCUCUGCCAACCUGAGGAACAGCUGUCUCUUCCUCCAGAGUGAUAUCAGCAUUGCCCUGGAUCCCCUGUAUCCAUCCCGCUGCUCCUGGGAGACCUUUGGAUAUGCCACCAGCACCACCAUGGCCCAGGCCUCGGAUGGCCUUUCUCCCUUGCAGCUGUCAGGACAGCUCAAUAGCCUGCCUUGCUCCCUGACCUUUCGCCAGGAGGAGACCAUAAGCAUCAUCAGGCUCAUUGAGCAGGCUCGGCAUGCUACCUACGGCAUUCGUAAGAGCUUCCUUUUCCUGCUGCAGUGCCAGCUGACCCUUGUGGUUAUCCAGUUCCUUUCUUGCCUGGUCCAGCUGCCACCACUCCUAAGUACCACAGACAUCCUGUGGCUGUCCUGCUUUUGCUACCCUCUGCUCAGCAUUUCUCUGCUGGGGAAGCCACCCCAUAGCUCUAUCAUGUCUAUGGCAACAGGCAAAAACCUUCACUCUAUUCCUAAGAAGACCCAGCACUACUUCCUGCUCUGCUUCUUGCUCAAGUUCAGCCUCACCAUCAGCUCGUGCCUCAUCUGCUUUGGCUUCACACUGCAGAGCUUCUGUGACAGCGCCCAGGCCCGCAACCUCACCAAUUGCUCCUCAGUCAUGCUGCGCAGCAAUGACCACAGGGCCCCGGCCUGGUUUGAGGACUUUGCCAAUGGCUUGUUGUCUGCCCAGAAGCUCACAGCUGCCUUGAUUGUCCUGCACACUGUCUUUAUCUCCGUUACCCAUGUGCAUCGCACUAAGCCUCUGUGGAGAAAGAGCCCUUUGACAAACCUCUGGUGGGCAGUGACUGUGCCUGUGGUGCUCCUGGGUCAGGUAGUGCAGACAGCUGUGGACCUGCAGCUGUGGACACACACGGAUACCCGUGUCCACUUUGGCCUGGAGGACGUGCCUCUGCUGACAUGGCUCCUGGGCUGCCUGUCCUUGGUCCUUGUGGUGGUUACCAAUGAGAUCGUAAAGCUGCAUGAGAUUCGGGUUCGCGUCCGCUACCAGAAGCGACAGAAGCUACAGUUUGAGACUAAGCUGGGCAUGAACUCUCCCUUCUGAGCCAUUGGCCAUGGCGGCCAUAGUUGCCUGGUUUCUCUGGGCUAAAGCCAGACCCAUUCCUGAGUCUGCAAAGUUGGUAACAUGAAUGCUUCAGGGUUUGUGUUUGUGUCCUGUGGCAUUGGAGACCUGGCUCUGGUCACUGGCGACCAGGAAGAAGCUAGCCCAGGGCCUUGGCUUGAUAGGACUACCCUAGCUCUUCCCUGGCUCUGCCAGGGGCACUCUUGAAUGUAUAACCUCAGGCACUUGGCAGAGGGGCUCUUCGUUCCCUCCCUCGUGGGACCCUUGGGCCUCUCACCUGGUGCCCUCUCCUUCUGCAUCUAUGGCACAGCAUGGGGGAGCCUGAGCCUUUGUUGAGGCAUCAGCCACUGCUGUGGGAGAUGCUGUGUCCAUCCUACCACCCACACCCUGGUCUUCCUGCGGCAAGGGCCUGGGUGUGGCACUGAGGAACUCCUCUCCCUCUGGGCCUGAAGAUGGAGAAGAGCCCACCUCACCUUCAAACCCCUUCCUGUGCCUGCGCCAGCCAGCCACAAGGCAGCCGUGGGGAACAUAGCCCAGGCUCCCUGUGGCCCUGCCCUGUUCCUCAUUCUGGGAGUUUUUACUGUCAUGUUUUUUGUUGUUGUUUGAUUUUGUGUUUUUUUUUUUUU